AACUCUUCGGUAUCUGCACUUCAGUGGGCGAUACUUGUCCUCACGGACGCGUGGCUUAGGUCACGCGCACCUCCCCUUCCUCCCCCCAUCAACGUGGCUGACGAAUUCUUCGACUGCUCUCGACUUGAGCACGCCUUCGAUACCCAGGAUCAGGUUGACGUCUCUCGUGACGACCCAAAGAGCAGCGAAGACAGACCUCCCUUCUUCAUCUGUGAUCGGCAACCGUGCCCUAAUCGCACUCCACGGUCCAUCACUGUUGACGAAGGGCACUUCGUACCAAUCCGACGAGUCCAACACCCUCGCGGCCCUGCACUCCGAUACGCUGGCACCUCGAGAUCUACAUCUUGCCACGUCACUCCCGUCCCAUCCCGACCUGCCUCGCCAGGCACCCGCAUCCCCCAACCUGUCGCCAGUACAGGUCAAGCGCGAGGAGAUCCCCAUCUCCCUCGAGGAACUGAGGCAGUCGCACAGCCUACAGCGACCCCUCAAGCGAUCCCCCAGCCCUCCCUGGGGCCGCGGUUGGAAAGGCCUCCCAAGACCGAGCCCCGCGACACUCCGCCGCAUUCUUGGGCCAGCUCGUCGUCAGCGGUCACCACCUCGACUUCAGUCCCUGUCCUACGUCACCCCGCCUCCGGGCUUCCUCAACCGACUUCACCGCCGUCGCCGCCGCGAGGCCGCUCAAGCACUCGUUCCUCAAGAAGUCCGCCCGGCGGACAGUCACAACAGUCGCCUUCGUCCGCGGGCAGUCCUUCGUCCCCCUCGUCGCCGAUAAUGUCCUCUCCCGCUGCCGUACCUGAUAAGGAGACGUUGAAGCUCCUCCUCCCGCUCCGAUACGAUGGGAAGUCGGUGAUCGAAUGCAACCGCUUCAUCUCGCAGUUGCUCAUCUACUGGAUGAUCAACACGGCCCUCUCUUCCCUCGAGCUGAAGAUCCAGGUUGCCCUCAGUCUCCUCGAUGGUGACGCGCGAGCUUGGGCCACCCCCAUCUUCUCCCAGCUUGCCUCCGUCCAAAUCGGGAUCCAGGGAGCAACAACCCCCUUCGUCGACGAAAAAGCCUUCCUUCAGGCAUUCAAGGCCCGUUUUGGCAACCUCGACGACGCCGCCGCGGCACAGGUAGAGCUUACCAAGCUCUGCUCCGACAAAACCAUGCGCGAAAAGCGCACCACCGCAGAAUUCUCUGCGCUGUUCAAGGGUCCGGCAGACCGUUCCGGGUAUGGGAACCUGGAACUACGCGACAAGUACCUGAGCGGCAUCCCUUCCCGCGUCUAUCGCAAACUCGAGCUCGAGACCUUCGCCACGUGGCAAGCCGCUGACAAGCGCGCCACCGAGGUCGAGCAAAUCCUCGACGUUAGCCGGGCU
This is a messenger RNA of Postia placenta MAD-698-R-SB12, 1356 nucleotides long. RefSeq lists its product as hypothetical. The record is from RefSeq and is a predicted model, not a curated record. Lineage: Eukaryota; Fungi; Basidiomycota; Agaricomycetes; Polyporales; Adustoporiaceae. The transcript has 3 exons. The annotation marks the transcript as partial.